Molecule: messenger RNA, 5298 nt
Organism: Pseudophryne corroboree (corroboree frog)
Lineage: Eukaryota; Metazoa; Chordata; Amphibia; Anura; Myobatrachidae
Gene: PKDCC
Product: protein kinase domain containing, cytoplasmic
Exons: 7
Coding region: 358-1986 (542 amino acids)
Biological process (GO): skeletal system development; peptidyl-tyrosine phosphorylation
Cellular component (GO): extracellular region
Molecular function (GO): ATP binding; non-membrane spanning protein tyrosine kinase activity
Source: RefSeq, a predicted model, not a curated record
AACACAAUGAGCCACAUGUCUUGGUGCAAGUGCAUGCCUCUCUGCAAUACCGGAGAAAGGGAAGUGAUUUAUCCCACUAUAAAUGACUGAUGCUGUCACUCAGCAAGAGGCUGGGCUUAAGAGAACCGUUUGGAAACACGCCUCCCCCCUCAUUCCUUCUCUGACAGUCCUGCAGCUAACAUCUAUUCUGUGUGGGAUAAGAAUCUGCAGAGAGAAGUGGAAGCACCUACUUACUAUAACACAGAGAAAGAGGUUGCAGUGAGAAGUAAAGAAGGAAUAUAUCAUUUUUCUUUUUACAAAUAGGUGAUACAUUCCCUUUAACGGUGCAGAGGCACGUGUCACACGAUCCUUCCUUUUAUGGGUGAUGUCCAACAUUGCGAGGAUUUAGGAAUACAAUGUAAAGGAAGACUUUUUCGACUCUCAUCCUUAGACCUAAACAGAAGAGUGUCAGGCUGGAGACCUGGAGACAGCCUGAGAAUGAAACGCAAGAAAAUAGCAGUUGCAGCCGGGUUCUGCCUGACCUUUUUCCUUGGCACUCUGUUAAAUUUACUGUGCGUGCCUGGGUUUGACCAUAAUCACCAGUUACAGGACAAGGGGACCCCUGAACCACUUGGUGCAUCAUGGCCAGGCAAGGGAGCCUCUCUGGACUUGUUGAGGCAACUCCAAGAAAGGUACCAGGAGGUGAUCCGCUACAGAGAACACCAAGCCCCAGUCUCUGCCACGGAAAGGCUGCUGAGACCCUUAGAGAGGAGGCUCAUGGACCUAGCCCAACAAUCCUCAUCUGAACACCACCAGAAGUGGGAAAGUCCAAAGAGAUCCAGGUUUGAUCAGGACAUACUCUCUCAGUUACAUCCCAGUUCAAAAAUAGAUUUGUCUCUACAGCCACCUUUGUUGGGUUGCCAGGACAUUAGUAAAGGAACUGAUGUACGUUAUUUGGGUUCUGGUUAUACAAAAGCUGUUUAUAGAUUGGUCUUGAAUGACACUGUGUCAGUGGCACUGAAAUCUGUUGAUUUUGGAGGACACGACAUACAGAAUUGUGUUAAACAUUAUAGGACAUUAGAAGACUGCUACCGAUUGGCCUCUUUCAAGAUUGUUAAAGAAAUGAUUUUACUGCAAAGACUUCAGCACCCAAACAUCCUGCAGCUGCAUGGCUACUGUUACCAAGACAGUAAUGAUAUAUCUGACACGCUGACAACUAUCACUGAACUGGGAUCCCCACUAGAGAUGAUUCAGCUCUUACAGUCUUCUUGGGAGGACAGAUUUCGAAUCUGCCUCAGCUUAGUACGACUGCUGGAUUACUUAGCCCAUUCUCCCCUCGGCUCCAUAACUCUCCUGGAUUUUCGUCCACGGCAGUUUGUCAUCGUUGAUGGUGAACUGAAAGUAACUGAUUUAGAUGAUGCAAGCAUGGAGGAGACACCUUGUACUACCAAUGAUAAUUGCUUUAUGGAAUUCCCAGCUAGAAACUUUACACUGCCAUGCUCUGUAGAAGGCAGAUGUCAAAACAUGAAUGAGAAGAGGAACCUCUACAAUGCAUACAGGUUCUUUUUUACGUAUCUCCUUCCUCACAGUGCACCACAGUCCCUAAGACCACUGCUGGAUGCUAUAGUGAAUGCCACAGGUGAACUGCGAUGGAGUAUUGAGGAAACAGCCGCACAAUUUGAGAAGGUCCUUUACUUAUACAAGAGUGGCUUGUACCUGUCAAAUGUUACACAUGUACCUAAAGCUGACUACAGAGCAGAGAAAGACGUCUCCAUAGUUGAUGAAGACUACAGAUGUUGGCCAUCUUACCAUCAUAACGGGUGCCUCCUAUCAGUGUUUGAUAUAAAUGAGGCAAUAGAAGUUUGUGAAAACCAUUCACAGUGCAAGGCUUUUGUUUGGAGUAAUCAGACAACCUGGACAGGUCGACAGCUUGUCCUCUUCAAAGCUGGAUCCAAGAAUCUUGUGUCUGAUCAAAACAAAAUAACGUACCUGAAAACGACAGACUGACGGAGACAUUUCUAUUUACAAUAAGACAACGCCGUUUGGAUGUGGCAUGGAAUUAUUUGGGGAAAAAUGCACUAAUAUUCAUUCUAAUUUCUAGAGUGGUAUUUGUAUUUACCUGAAUUGCUAGGGUGGAUGUGCAAUAAAUCAAAAUUAAUGUGAUUUAAAAGGAAAAAAAAACAAAGAUAAUGUGAUACACUGUUAGAAAUUAAUAUAAUGAAUAUAUGGUGAUUAUCUUUAAAUUGUAUUUAGUGCUAGCUCUGCAGUUAAGAAGAAUUACUUUUGGAUAGGUUCAAGAGUACCAAUGUCUGUCAGCUGCCGCUUUAACAAAUGCAAUGAGUGGUGCACUUGCACUGGCAGUUGUUACCUAGUGUUUCAUACAGGGAUGAGGAAGAAAGUGGUUAUUUGUUAUGUUAUAAAUACGUGUUACCUUAAAUUAUAAGAUUUUAAUUAUAAAACAUCUUAACUGAAGAUGUUCAUCCAGGGUAAUGCUUGCAAACCAAUGUCAAAGCACAGAUACUGUGGCUCAAAGUGGUAUAAAACGUUCUUAUAUCAGGUAAAAAUGUAAAAAAGGAUACAAGAGACAGAAAUGAGUGACCCAUUGGUACAAAUAUCUUGCCAGUUCAACUGUUGCAAAUCCGUAACCACUGCACAAUGAGACAUCAGGGGGGGUUAUUUGAGAAAGUCUGGUUUCAACUCCUAUCACUUUGGAUUGUGUUUCUGCUGAAAUUAUAAAGGGCAAUGCUUCUACUAGCCAUGUAAAGCAUUUCCCUUUUAAAUAUUGGGCAGAAACAUUAUCUGAAGUGACCGGUUUUACAACUCUUCAUAAAUAAACCUGAAUUGCCAAAGACAGAAUGCAGAAUAAACUUUCCAUGUAUUCCUUGCAAAAUAUGGGUUCAAUGGAAGUAUAAAAUAUAAUUGCCAUAUUUAUCAGGGAGAAAUUAGGGAUGUAUGUAUAUGUACCAGUCUGUACAUUUGGAGUAUUGUGCAAGUAUGUGUUUACUUCAUUCAUAUUUUUAUGUACUGUACCUAGGGGUCUGUUCAUGAUGCAGUGAAAAGUGUGGAGUAGUGAGCCAGUGCAGAAGUUGCCUUUGGCGACCAAUCAGCAUUGAAGUUACAUUUUAUAAUUUGCAUACUGAAAAAUGAUACAGAGCAGCUGAUUGGUUGCCAUGGGCAACUUCUCAACUGGCUUACUUCUCCACUCUUUUCACUGCUUCAUGAAUAGACCCCUAGUCCUUUGCAACAUUAAUAUUUCCCACAAAGCGCUAUUAAACCAAAUAUUUAAUACACUGUUUUAGCUGCAAGUUGUACCAAAAGUAACUGUUUUCCUAAAUACUUAACACCAAAAAAAUCAUGUGUACCUAAAAAUCUCAAACUGCAUGUUUAAGGAAUUGGCAAACAUUGGCUUCUACUUGUUACUCAUGCCCCCUUCAAGCCGCCAGCUUGUAACCUGGAUAAUUGCACAUGAGCGAGCAUAUCCCGGGUCGCUGUGCGGUCUGAAAGGGCCAGGAGAAAUAUCCCAGGUCGAACGACCCAGUAUUUCACCCCUGGUAGUGACUAGGGUUGAACACGGUUUCAACUCUUGUCACUGUUCGUGUGAAUGAGUUAACGAGUCGAUGCAACCCAUUUCCUGUUCACACAUUAUAGAUGGGCAGCGCUUGGAGAUCAUCUGAUCUCCAAGUGCCGCCUCUGCACGCAUAACCGCUGAUGUCACCAGCCCGGCAAUAUGCCAGGCUGGGGACACCGCUGUGAAAGGGGCCGAGGCGAGUUGCUCCUGGGUAGCACCCGUGUACCUGGGGGCAACCCACCAAUAGCGGUGUGAAAGGGGUGUUAGAUUAACUUAGGAUAAUAUAGACUGAAAGCAGUUGCAGGGAUAUGUAAUUCAAUGUAUUUGUUAUUGUCAUACAACACCAACAAUAGAAAAUAAAAUACCAAAAUAUGCUUUCAAAUAUAUUUUAAUGCCUAUCCAAGCCAGGAAUUUGAUUCAUACUAGUGGCCAAUAUACAGUUAUGUCUUGAGCUGGGUACACUUUAUGAGAUAGUGUGUGCCAAUCCAAUAAAAGCUGCUAUCCGGCAUAGCCAUUAUAAGAUUGGUGUGCACCUGUACAAUGUAUACUUUCUUCAGAUCUCCUUAAUGGGAUCAGGGUGUCGGGGACAACAAUACGUGUGCACCACACCAGAUUCCGACCUCCCGAUUUGACCCUUGCAGGAAUGUUUGAAGCUGUUUAUUGGCUAACACUUCCCCAUACACACUAUUGGGAUGAUUGGCCCAAUAAUUGUGUAGUGUGUACCCAGCUUUAUUGCUAAAUGUUAUCUAUCACAGUCAAAGACAAAUGGCUUCUCUUUGGAUCUUGACAAGGAUAGAACCGACAGGUACCAGCUCUCCAGGCUAGCUUUACAAUGAGAUUUUUUUUAAAAUGUAUUUUGAUAUUUCCAAUCUGGAAGAGGUUUGAGACUUUAAACGGGAGCAAUUGCCGACAUGCGGUAGAAUGAGAGAGACAGCACCUGAACUGAAAUAAUAUCCCUGAGAGUGCAGCCUAUUAGUGCACUAGUGACUUGAUUGGCUAAAUAUUGUUUAAACAGAGAAAAAGGAUUACUCUAAUGGAUGUAUGUGAUAGGCAUGUAAAUCUGAAUGCUUUGCUACCCUAUAUGUAAAUAACUUAUUUGAGUGCUACCUAUUUGAUGUAAAAAAAAAUAUAAUAUUACAUCCCAACAAUGAAAUAUUUCUGUUUUACAGUAUGAUCAAGUAGUUUGAAAGAAAAAUGCCAUCAAAAUAGAAUGUGUUUUUAAUAUGUUGUUUAAAAUUAACUAUAAUUGAAUUGCGUAAAUUAUUUAGUUCACAAACUACAUUGUUGUGUAAUUUAAUUUAUAUGUAUUGUUUUGGUGCCAUUCAUUUUAUUUAGCAUUUUGGUUAUUCUGAUUCAUAACCUGUAGGUGUCACUGUGGCUAUUGCUAUCCCUGCAGAGAUUUAGUCUGUGACUAAAUAACAUUCAUAGAUAUCAUCAGGAAGUGCAUCAUAGCAAAUCACUAGAUGAAAACUAUUGUAAAUUUCAUUACAGUGGUCAAUUAUAUUUAAUUUUAUACAGCAUUAAAUAAAACUGAAUUUUAAUUACCAGCCUUAUUUAACAAAAACUACUCAAUCGUUAUUGGUGCUGAAAAUAGUGAUAUUUAAAAGGUACAGAUAGUAUCUAAUUUAUUUGCUUUCAGUGAAAGCUGCCACUGAAAAUCGCUCUACUAUUUUGUAAUUUGUAUGGACAGAUUGCUUUUGUACUUCUGUUUCUAAAAGUUUUUAUUUUUCUAAAAAAUAAAGUGUCAAAAU